This is a messenger RNA of Ostrea edulis (European flat oyster), 775 nucleotides long. Its product is annotated as caveolin-1-like. Bases 172 to 570 code for a protein of 132 amino acids. Gene Ontology annotation, molecular function: molecular adaptor activity. Gene Ontology annotation, biological process: caveola assembly. The record is from RefSeq and is a predicted model, not a curated record. Gene Ontology annotation, cellular component: caveola. Lineage: Eukaryota; Metazoa; Mollusca; Bivalvia; Ostreida; Ostreidae. The transcript has 3 exons.
GUGCUAUUCAUUUGCAAAAAUUGAAUGGCAAUCAGAGAUGUUUUGACAACGGAGUAUAUGAAUGGCAGUUACUGUAGAGGGGGAAAUAAAACGACCUGUACCGGGGUCCUCCCUCAUUUAGCCCGGAUUUCUAUCCACGACAGGUUUUUGUGAGUAAGACAAAGCAGCACAAUGUCACAGGAAAAGGAACUGGAUAUGAUCGAAAGGGAUCCCAACCGGCUCAAUGACCAUGUUAAGGUGGCGUUCGAGGACGUGUUGGCGGAACCCGAUGGCGCUCACAGCAUAGACUGUGUCUGGCGAUGUAGCUACUCCUGUUUUAACUGCGGCAAAAAUUGUUGCUACAGAGUGAUGACAACACUUUGUGGCUUGUUCAUUGCCCUCUACUGGGGUUGCGAGUUUGCCAUGAUCACGUUCGAUCAAGUCUGGUGCACCACACCCGGCCUCCGGAUCUUCAGUAUCUACAUGGGAUGUUGCCAGAAGUUCUUUGGUACUUGUAUCACGUGUUUCCUCGCACCAAUCUGUGAAACAUGCGGUCUGUUGUUUAGUAGAAUUUUAAUUACGAAACAAUGAGUUUGAUAUCGCCGAUCAGGAACUCAGACUUUCCUGUGAGAAUUUAUGCCAAGCUGUGAUACGUGCAUUUCUGCAACAACGAACUACGACUACAACUAAAGUCGUCAUAAUUUAAUAUAUUUCCCCUUGUGUCUGUGCGUUUCUCAUAUUUCUAAGUAUUAUGUCUAAUUGUGAUGUCUCUAAUUAAAUAUAUUAUAAAUUAGCA